AAAAUGGAUGGAAUGAAUCAGUCCACGGUAUCAGAAUUUGUGCUUUUGGGACUCGCACACUCACAAAGUAUUCAAGUCUUACUCUUCAUGAUGUUCUUGAUACUUUAUCUGUUCAUUGUAUCUGGAAAUAUUGUAAUUGUCGUCUUAAUAACCACUGACUCCCAUCUCCAUUCCCCUAUGUACUUUUUGUUAGCAAAUCUGUCUUUUAUUGAUAUGUGGCUUUCUUCAGUCACCACUCCUAAAAUGAUCACAGACUUUCUCAGAGAAAACAAGACCAUUUCCUUUUCAGGGUGCAUGUCUCAGGUCUUCUUUGCCCAUUGCAUUGCUGCAGGAGAGAUGGUGUUGUUGGUGGUUAUGGCUUAUGACCGCUAUGUGGCUAUCUGCAAACCACUCCACUACUUCACCCUCAUGAACCUGAAAAGAUGCACUGGGCUGGUGUUGACUUCCUGGACCAUUGGCUUUAUCCAUGCCAUGAGUCACCUGGUAGUGAUUGUGCAGCUGCCCUUUUGUGGGCCCAAGGAAAUUGAUAGUUUUUUCUGUGAUAUGCCACUGAUAAUCAAGUUAGCCUGUAUGGAUUCACAUGACUUGGAUAUUUUAAUGAAUGCUGACUGUGGGGUUGUGGGUGUAACCUGCUUUAUUCUGUUGCUCAUAUCUUACACAUAUAUCCUUAUAACUGUUCGCCAGAGCUCUAAAGCUGGUGCAUCUAAGGCCCUGUCCACAUGCACUGCCCACAUCACAGUGGUGAUGAUCUUUUUUGUGCCCUGCAUCUUCAUCUAUGUAUGGCCCCUCAAAAUCACCUGGUUGGACAAAUUUCUGGCUGUAUUUUACUCUGUUUUUACACCUCUCCUAAAUCCAGCCAUUUAUACACUGAGAAAUAAAGAGAUGAAAAAUGCUAUGAAAAGGUUUAUAAAUAGCUACAUUGAUUCCAAAAGAAAUUCCUAA
Psammomys obesus (fat sand rat) is the source of this 942-nucleotide messenger RNA. RefSeq names its product olfactory receptor 4K3-like. The transcript has a single exon. Gene Ontology annotation, cellular component: membrane. NCBI's taxonomy places the organism in Eukaryota, Metazoa, Chordata, Mammalia, Rodentia, Muridae. Bases 4 to 942 code for a protein of 312 amino acids. Gene Ontology annotation, biological process: G protein-coupled receptor signaling pathway. Gene Ontology annotation, molecular function: olfactory receptor activity; G protein-coupled receptor activity. The record is from RefSeq and is a predicted model, not a curated record.